Messenger RNA from Toxotes jaculatrix (banded archerfish), 15090 nucleotides. RefSeq names its product WNK lysine deficient protein kinase 1b (gene wnk1b). The transcript has 39 exons. The record is from RefSeq and is a predicted model, not a curated record. NCBI's taxonomy places the organism in Eukaryota, Metazoa, Chordata, Actinopteri, Toxotidae. Gene Ontology annotation, cellular component: cytoplasm; cytosol. The coding region runs from base 1325 to 9775 and encodes 2816 amino acids. Gene Ontology annotation, biological process: positive regulation of sodium ion transmembrane transporter activity; intracellular signal transduction; protein phosphorylation. Gene Ontology annotation, molecular function: chloride channel inhibitor activity; protein serine/threonine kinase activity; potassium channel inhibitor activity.
CACGGAGCAGACGGAGCAGCCGUCUGAUGGCUUGAAAACGGGGAAUAAGUGAGGAUCACGGCGGAUUUAUUGCACCGCACAAGCCAAGGGGCGCGAAGCGGCGGUUUUCGCAGGCAGAGGACUGGAUGCUGAUACGGAUGAGGAUAUCGCGUUCUUUGAGCGAGGCUGGUGCCUGUUGGUAGCGGUUUGCACGACCCGGGCACAGACAACACAGACAGACAGAAAGAAGUACGAGAGCCGCCGCGGCACCAGCGAGCGAACUUGGCUUCUCUGCCCGGUGGGAGGUGUCUGUCUGCCUGCUGCGGUUCGCUGCACGUUCCGCUCGCGGCGUCGCGUUCCCGGACCGUUUAAGAAGGAUAAGGCUGUAGCUAAGUCAUGUUUUUGUAAAUAGCGUCUUUUUCGGGGUUUUCAGCAACCAACUGUGGCUUUAAUGUGACGCACUAUACUGACAUUUGUGCUAUGUGUCGGAUCGGAUCCCUACUGCAGAGGAGUUAAAGGCUUUUUAAGCAAGUUUUUUUCCCUUUAUUACAUAUAUCUUCAUUUUUCUACGGUGCCAGUAAAGCCCACACGGAUGUAACAGCGAAAACAACAGAAGCAGACCGAGCUGGGCCAGGCUAGGCCAGGCUAGGCCUACCUAGCCUUCUGUCUGGCCUUACCAGGCAGGCCAGCAACCUCUCCAAGGAGUCCUGCCUUCACUGAGCAGAGGAGGCUUCAGCCUGUUCUUACAAAAAUUCACCACACCUCAAAGUCAAGCUGUAGCAGAUUGGAUUCGAACAAUAUUUUGUCUUAUCAGCCUUUGGGAGGCCAUACUGGUCUGUUAGAUCUCCAAUUCUUCCAUGUUGUGGUGGUUGCUCUCUGAAUGUUGGCAGCAGGAUGGGUUCGGGUGUUAAUUUGAAGGGUGUCACCUCAUUGCAGUGCUUGCACUCCCCCUCCUGUGACUGCCUUUCGUCCCUUCCCUCCCCAGUCUUUAAGAGAAAGCCCCAUCGCCUCUCCUGGGGCUUCCGCGUGCCCUAUACAGAAGGGCCUUGCAGGAACUUUAAGUUGUUUUGUUGAAACAAGUUGACAUUGCAAAGAGAAAGAAGAGUUAAUAAAUCCUUGCUAAAAAACUAACACAGCAAAGAUUGCUACAGCCAGUUGAUUUUACUGAUUUAUUUUCUGUAACCGUCCACUUGCUUUUCCUCAAGUUUGAUCAGAAGUUGGAGAGUUUUUCAUCUGAAAAAGGAGCUUGCUGGUCAAGAUUUACACCUACAAUCAGUUUACACUUAAAAAAAUUCUUAUUUAUACAUAUAGAAUUUCUCUUUUGUGCUCUGAGCCUCGGGGAGAAAUGUCUGAAAGCAAUAGCAGCGGUAAAGCAGUGAAAUUCAUUGCCCCGGCCCCCCCUCCUUCCUCUGCCUCUCCCUGUCCAUCACCCCAGACCCCUCACAAGAAUGUGAACGGCUCUGCCAGUUCAGACUCGCACCUGGUGGAGAAGCUCGACGGAUACCCCGAGGUCCAACGCCGGCGUCACACAAUGGAUAGAGACUCUAAAACAGCCGAACACCGCUUCUUCCGUCGCAGUGUCAUUUGUGACUCCAAUGCCACAGCUUUGGACCUGCCCAGCAAAGGAGCUGUGAUACUCACCUCACCUCCAGACUGUGAAGGGCCUCCCCCCUUCGGCACUCCACAGCCCUCAGGGCCUGGACCUGGGGUGCAAGAUGCUGAGGAGGGGGAGGCCCCAAGAGGCUCUUAUUUGCAGAGUACGACCCUUCAGCCUUGUCUUGGGCUUAGUGGUGCAAUUGCAGCGGGGCACGUACACAGCGUUGGGGGAGAUUUGGGUGCAGGCAGUAUCACGGCUGCCAUUCCCACCAGUAGCAGUGUUGAACAUAGUGGAGAUGGGGCAGUAAAUGAGCCCAGCCCGACAGUAUUGGAUGUUACAGAUAAAACGGUAGGCAAACAGCCUGACGUCACUUUGCGUCCCAGAGGGUCUGAGAACACACAACAGGUGGCAAAAAAUGGAAAAGUCAUGGAACAUGUGGAUGACGUUAGCGUUACUAGUCCGGUCGAGGAGAAAGAGAGGGAGACAGAGGAGGAGAAGGGUCUAGCAAAAGCACGAGCAGAGCAGAGAGAAGCUGAGAAACGAGUGCAAGAGGAUAUAGAGGAGGUAGAGACAAAAGCGGUUGGGACUUCACCUGAUGGACGCUUUCUGAAAUUUGACAUAGAGAUUGGAAGAGGGUCCUUUAAGACUGUGUACAAGGGGCUGGAUACAGAGACUACUGUGGAAGUGGCAUGGUGUGAACUCCAGGAUCGUAAGCUGUCCAAGUCCGAGCGACAGCGCUUCAAAGAGGAGGCCGGGAUGUUGAAGGGUCUCCAGCAUCCUAACAUUGUCCGCUUCUAUGACUCGUGGGAGGGACCAUGCAAAGGAAAGAAAUGUAUUGUUCUGGUCACUGAGCUCAUGACAUCUGGCACGCUUAAAACCUACCUGAAGCGUUUCAAGGUGAUGAAAAUCAAGGUUCUGCGUUCGUGGUGCAGACAGAUCCUCAAAGGCCUUCACUUCCUGCACACCCGAGCUCCACCCAUCAUUCACAGAGACCUGAAGUGCGAUAACAUCUUCAUCACGGGGCCCACGGGCUCAGUCAAGAUAGGAGACCUGGGUUUAGCCACAUUAAAGAGGGCCUCCUUUGCUAAGAGUGUCAUAGGUACCCCAGAGUUUAUGGCUCCAGAGAUGUAUGAGGAGAAGUACGAUGAAUCUGUAGACGUCUAUGCCUUCGGGAUGUGUAUGCUGGAGAUGGCUACCUCAGAGUAUCCCUACUCUGAAUGCCAAAAUGCUGCCCAGAUCUACAGGCGGGUUACUAGUGGAGUGAAGCCUGGCAGUUUUGACAAGGUAGCCAUUCCUGAGGUGAAGGAAAUUAUAGACGGUUGCAUCAGAACAAACAAGGAUGAGAGGUAUGCCAUAAAGAUCCUGUUGAACCAUGCAUUCUUCCAGGAAGAGACAGGGGUCAGGGUUGAACUGGCAGAAGAGGAUGAUGGGGAAAUGAUCGCCAUCAAGCUUUGGCUCAGGAUAGAAGACGUCAAAAAGCUCAAAGGCAAAUACAAAGACAACGAAGCCAUCGAGUUCUCUUUUGACCUGAACAAGGAUGUCCCUGAAGAUGUGGCCCAGGAAAUGGUUGAGUCUGGCUACGUUGCAGAGGGUGACCAUAAGACCAUGGCCAAGGCCAUCAAGGACCGUGUGUCUCUGAUCCGUAGGAAGAGAGAGCAAAGGCAGCUGGUACGGGAGGAGCAAGAGAAGAGAAAACUAGAGGCGGAACAACAGCUACAACAACAACAACAACACCAGCAGCAUCAACAAGAAACUCUCAAAACUUCACACACACAGGCAGAGGCAGAAGAGACCGAAGUGGAGCAGCAGCAGCUUCAUUAUCAGCAGAGCGGCAUUUCACACACAUCUGAAGGAGGCGUGGACAGCGGCCAGGGUUCCUCUGUUUUCUCUUCAGACUCCCCCCACCUCGGUCAGCUGACCAUGUCCUACAGCUGCCCCCCUUCCACCCAGCCUCCUUCCCAGCCCCCUUCCCAGCCCCAGACCCCCUAUCCUUCCACCCCCUCUGCUACCACGCAGCAGCACCCAGGCUACGCCCAGCCGCCACAGCCAAUGUCUGUGUCACGCCGUCGUCGAAGUCGUAGCAUGUCCAUUUGCGUCCCCCCCUCCUCCUACUCCUUUUCCCAUGCUCCUCCGCCUCUGGCAGUUCCAAAGAAACCCUCCACCCCUCCUCCAGAUCUGUCCUCCUCAUCCUCCUACAUCACCACCUCCCCCUACAUGCCUCUCGCUGUCGAGAGGGAUACUUUUGCUGGGCGCCUCUCCAAGGCCCUGGAGACAGUCCUACCCCGUCACUCUGCCUCCCCUCUGCCCAGGGCCAGGCAGCGGAGGGCCAGUCUACCUGCCCUGUUCUCCACCCCUCAGCAUUCAAUGCCGCACCCCUACAGCGGAGGAACAAGCGCAGGAGGAGGAGCAGGAGGGAGCAUUCCCCUCCCAACUCUUCCCGACCCCCCUACUAUUUUCUUCCCUUCCAUCCCCGAGCGCCCCAUUUCUUUUUCGCCUCCACCCACUGGGCCUCCAAAGGCCUACAACACCCAGCGACGCAAAAGCACGUCCAUUCUCGAGGCACAUACCCGACACUUCCAGCCUGCCUACCCUCGCUAUGGGAGCAGCCUGCACCCCUUUUCUGGGAUAGAGGGUGUUGAGACCCCCUCUCUGUUUAUGGUAAAUCCUGGUUUUGCAGCAGCUGCUCAAAGACUUGGUGUCGGGGAGCCACUUCAUCUCCCAGGACAAUCGGACCCGAGUUUGUUCGGCUAUAAAGACAUGAGAGCAGAGCAUGAAGAAGCAGUGAGGAGAUUAAGUCUAAAUCAAGCUGCCUUAUUGGAUCAUUAUGAAGCAAUGGCGUAUGGAGGAUACCCAAUGACUGCACACCAGCUUGGUCACUUGAGUUUCCAUCAGCAGAGGCAAGCAGCGGCUGCUGCUGCUGCUAGUUUGGGUUUUGAUCCUGGUCCUCCACCUCAGCCAGGGUUCCUUCACCCUCACAUCAUGCAAAGAAUGAGUGCACACAGUCCAAUCCCGCCACCCUUACCUCCCAUGAGUGCAUCCACUGGUGGUUCUGUUUCUUCUUCAUCAUCUGAGGGCUGCUAUCCUCCACCACAGCAUGCUUCGCCGUCUGCUUUCCCUAUUUCUGCACCUCCAGUCAUGGCUGAUGCCCCACCACCUACUGGAAGUGUUUUUGAGUUCCAUUUAGCUGCAGCUGCAGCUGCUGCAGCUGCAGCAGCCGCAGGGGACCCAAGCCUCCUGGCAUCCAGACUUUACCGGGCUCGAAGAAGCUCCAUGGAUCUCCCUCUGGAAGAUAACACUGGAACUGGAUCAGGUGGUUCAGGCACGUACAGCCGUCUCCAGCCAGUGACGGAAGAGCUGUACUCUUACAUCAGUCCUGAGCUCCCCUUACCCCCAGGAAGCCUUCUUCUUCACCACACAGGUGUAACCACAAAGGACAGAAGCCCAGAACCUUCAAGUGACUCUUUGGCCUCCUCUGACGCAGGAGAGUUCCAGUCACCUCCUCCCCCACCUCUCCUCCCCCCAUUUGACUCCUCAGCCGCUCAGUCCAUCCCUCACUCAUCCUCCACUGCACUCUACGAUUCAUCCGGGGGAGUGCUCCCCAUAGAUCCCCAGGGACAUCCACCCUCCAUGCAGACCUUUCUCCCUCCCACCCCAUCCUCCGAGCUCCAGCUUGGGGGAGUGUCAUCAACUCAUCUGGAGUCUCUGAUCCAGAGCGCCUGGGCCCGGCAUGGAGGGGUGGUACCAGCCCAACCCGAUAUGACAUACCAUGAGUCAUUGCUGGCCAUGCAGGCCGCAAACCCCGCUCUGCAGAUUCAGGCUCCGACCCCUCAGCCCACUCCAGGACCCCCCCUAGUCCCUUCCACCUCCCAGCCAGCUCCCUCUGGGACCUCCCAACAAGUCGUUUCAUCCAGUCAGAGUAGUACAUCAAUCCAGAGCCCCACACACACAACUCUGCCGCAGGCUUCUGCACAGCCCAGUGUAACUCCGUCUACCUCUACCGUUUCCUUGGUGACACACCCUUCUCCUUCGCCAUCCCUCCCUAUUACCAUGCCGACAGCGGUCGUGGCUUCCCCACCUUCUCCUCUGCCACUCCCUGUUGGGGUGGUGCCUGCUAUUGUUUCCCCUCCUCCUCCUGUGCCCACACCUGUGCCUCAGCCAUUGGCCACCGUGGUGCCAAUCAUCAGUGUAGUCACCGCCCCGCCUGAUACUCCCAUGGAAGCCCCUCCCCAGUCUGCCUCUCAGUCUUCAGAGCUGUCCCAGUCCCAGCUACAGCCACCUCAAGUUCUCUCAUCUAUAGAGAGUGGCCACUCUGAGACUUCAGGUCUGAGUGACGGCAACGAGGGAGGAGGGGGAGGUCGUCAUGAAGGGCGCUCCACCAAGCGCCAUCAGAGACGUUCUGUACGCAGUCGAUCACGCCACGAGAAGAUCUCCAAGGCGAAACUCAAUGUUCUCAAUAUCUCUAACCGAGGGGACAGGGUAGCAGAGUGUCAGCUUGAGACCCACAACAGAAAGAUGGUGACCUUCAGGUUUGACCUGGACGGCGACAACCCUGAGGAGAUCGCUCAGAUCAUGGUCCAGAGUGAGUUUAUUCUGGAGAGUGAGAGGGAGUCGUUCAUCGAGCAGGUCAGGGAGGUGAUAGAGAAUGCUGAUGAGAAGGGUCUGGAAAGAGACUCAAACAGCCAGAUGACAGGUGACAUGGAGCAGCAGAUUCCUGUUAUAUCUGUCCCCAUGCCAGACAUCCCUCCCAGUGCAACAGCACAAGUGGUCCAUUCAGCAGGUCGGAGGUUCAUCGUUAGCCCCGUACCUGAAGCCAGGCUGAAGGAACAAAUGUUUCCCACCUCUUCUUCUCCAGUACCUCCACCUCCUCAUGAAACAGUUCCUCCAGCUUCAGCUCCAUCUCAGACUCCAGGCCAAGGUUUGGGGUUGUCCCAGUCUGCAGGAGCAAUCAGCUUACAACAAGCCUUCUCUGAACUCAGACAGAACCAGAAUCAAUUUGAUGCAGGACCUAGCACGGCCCCAGCCUCCAUCCUCCCCACCCAUCCUCCUUUACAGCCUGCAGCUGUCCCUGUCCCUUCACAUGCUAGCAUUGUCCCUCCUACUGUUGAUGCUACUGCUGGGGUUGUCCCUUCUAAUUUAAACAAGGCACAGGAGCCGGUCUUGGAUGCUCCUCUUCCUCCCCCUUCCUCAUCCUCCACCCCCUCCUCUGUGCCCACUGUCUGUCUCAGUCCUCCUUGUUCCUCCUCUCCUCCUCCUACUGUGGUGAAUCAGUCCGUCCUUCAGUCGCAGGUACUUUCACAGCCAGGGAUGCAGGCUGUUUCCCAACCCCAGGGACAAGCACAAAUUCAGCCCCAGGCUUUCACCCUGCCUCAGUCCCAAACGUUUUCUGCUGUCGUUACUACGUCACUACCUUCCACUUUACCACCGGCAAGCAUUUCCAGCAUCGCCCCAACAAUGCUCACCUCCCCUCCACCUGCCCAGACUGCUCCCCUUGUAUCCUCCCCUCCAUCCUCCACCCUUACAGCCAAUGAAGUCUCCUCCAGUCAUCCAUCAGUCUCUUCCACCUCGUCCUCUACUCCUUGCCUCUCCUCCUCUGUUAUCCCCACUACUACCAUCCCAGGCGCCCAGCUUGCUCCCUCUGCCGCCUCCCAUCCAACCCCCCCUCCUUCCUCAUCCUCUUCUGCGGGGCUACAGUCCGUGACCACAAAUGUUCCUUCAGUGCAGCCAACCUUGGUCCACUCUCAGCCACAGACAACAGCCCUGCCUGGGCAGACGCAUGCACACUGUGGGGAAUGUGAUACAAGGAGUGAGGCCUUGGGUGAGGCCCUAGGCAAACCGGACGACAUCCAAGCUCUGGAGAAGAAGCUGCGAUCUCUCUUCAUGGACCUGGGUGGAGGAGUGUCCUCCACCCAGGGAGACAUUUUAGCUGCUGACCCUGCCUCUGGAGCCUCUGUGGCAGGUACCUCGUCCCCAGUGGGGCCCAGCUCUACCUCCACCACAUCUGUUACCACACCUGGCUCAAGCCUGCCAGUCAAUCCUCCUCAGCCCCCCUCCAGCCUCGCGCUGGGGUCACCUGCUCCAAUCCAGGGCCCUGGGACACCUGUUUCCACCCCUGCGCAGACUGGCAUCCCUCCCUCAUCCUUCGGCCAGACCACUCCAUCUAAAACCCCCUUAUCCAGGUUGCCGGCCAGUUCUCCUCCUUCAGAACUCCUGCCAUCCUUCCCUGGACCUUGUGUAAUACAGUCCCAGCAGCCUCUAGAGGACCUGGAUGCGCAGUUGAGGAGAGCACUGAGCCCAGAGACUGUUCCUGUCAGCACACACACACAGGGCUCUCACAGUGGCAUACCCACAGUUGGUCCACCAGUACCCUUCUCUCUGGAGGAAGAGAGAGUGUCCUCUCCUGCUCCUCCUCCUGCAGGUGGAAUUAAACUCGGAAGAUUUCAGGUCUCGCUGGCCACUGAAGAGCCUCCAGUCCAGCCCCCGGCCUGCACUGAAUCUUCCUCCACCACCUCCUCGUCUUCGUCCUCUUCCUCCUCGUCCUCCAGUCUCUCCAGCCCGGAGAACACACUGCACAAAGACUCCUCAUCUCCUCUGAGAGGGGGAGGAGGACAAGGAGGAGACAUUGUGGAUGGGCUCCCUCAAAGGACUCUGGGAGGAUCUCACCACCCCUCUCCCUUCACCUCGCCCUGCCCCUCUCCUAAGCCCACCACUACCAUCGGACGCUUCCAGGUCACCACCAACCCUGAGGCCCGUGUUGGUAGAUUCUCGGUCAGUCGUGCCCAGGAGCAGAGCCUGGAGUCCAGGCAGACCCCUCCACCCGCUGCCCAGGCUGCUAACGGACCCAGCGAUCCCGGGCAGAUUCUGACUCCAGACUCCACUCAUAAAGCCUCCCUGCCGAGUCUAAACAACAACUCCUUCAAUAACUCCUACAUCAGCAGUGACAACGACUCCGAAUUUGAGGAUGAAGACUUCAAACGUGAAGUCAGCCGCCUCAGAGAAAAGCACAUGCGUGAGAUUCAGGCCCUCCACUCCCGCCAGAAGGAGGAAAUAGACAGUCUUUUUACCAGGCUGGGAAAGGUUCCUCCGGCUGCAGUGCUCCCUCCUGUUAUAGCUCUGACUGGCAGGAGGAGACGACCUACCAAAAGCAAAUCCUCCAAAUCGUCCAGAACCAGCUCCACGCACGGCAGCAAGAGUCCAUUACAGCCAGGCAGCACUUUAUCCGCCCAGAGCGUCCCGACCAUGUACCCUGGCCAGCUGGCUCUGUUAGCCCCGGGAGGAUUAGCCGAUUCGGGCAGCAGCACUCUGCUCCAGCCCCUCAAACCUUCUCCCUCCAGUGACAACCUGUGUUCGGCCUACACCAGCGAGGCGGCGCUCUCUGUACCCAGCCUGUGUGCUCCCACCCCAGGCUGUGUAAAGUUCAGCUGGGGUUCGGAGCGUUUGGCCUUCAAGCCUGGCGGCAGGAGGACGCGCUUUCUGAGUACGCCCUGCUUGGCUCUUUGGAAGAUGGUGAAAAAAGUCUGCCCCUGCAACCAGCUCUGUAGGACUAAUAGCACCAACGCAGUGAGCGGUUCAGGUGGUUUGGGUCAGAGCCAGGGGGGUUCUCAGUGUCUGCCCCCCAACAUGUCAGCCCCCCACCAGAGGAAAGGAACCUUCACAGACGACCUCCAUAAACUGGUGGACAACUGGGCCAGAGACGCCAUGAACCUCUCACAGGGUAAGAGGAGUGCCAAACAGCUGCAGCAAGCUCCAGCACAGGGACACAGCUACGAGGUAAUCCAGUCAGCCAGUCUGGGCAGGAAGUACUCAGCUCCCAGCCAGCUGUGUCCCAGCAGCAUUGGAGGCUCUGCCCAUCUCCCCACAAACCCUGCCACUGCUACCUCUCUGGCUGUCCGCAAGGGCUCUCUGUGCCACCCCCCUGCCACCUCUACUCCACCCCAACCCCAGCCUCCUCAGUUCAUCCCCUACACCCCCACUGCCGCCUACAGCGCACAGUGGUCUGGUCCGGCUCAUGGUUUGUCAACCCCACACCAGGCUCCAGCACAGCCUGGGCCUCUGCUGGUCAGCACUUCUCAGCCCCUUGGCCCCUAUCCCACCCCACAGGGCCAAAUUCCCGGGCAGGGACCACUCCAGGCUUUCCAUCUGACUAAUGCUCUGCAGAAGUCAGUCAGCAACCCAGGAGGACCCAAUCUGAGGACCACGUAGGGCUGGGGGUGAGGGCUGGUUCGAAUCACGGCCCGAUCGGAUUGAACUGGUGCGGAUUGAAGUGUUUUGGGCUGGAUCGGCUGGAGAGGACAGAAGGACUGGAGGAGCGUGGAGCUUAAAAUGUCAGAAGCUGACCUGUCUGAGAGGAGAAAAGAAGAAAAGGGGAAGUGAGAAGAAAUCAAGAAGGAGAAAUUCAGAGUGCGAUCUGGCCAUCUCCACUUGCCUCUACUUCUAUCCAAGUGUGCGAGAAGCUGUCACACACACAAAUGCAGCCACACAAUCUUCCUGUCGGCUGUAUUGACUGUGGGCCUGUGACAGCCAGCCAAAUGCUCAAGGAUAAAGGAAAAAGACUGAUGAGUGCAAUGUUUAAAGGCCAAAGAGGUUCUGACAGGGUGUGGGACUGGUGUUAAGAACUGCUUGUGUGUACGGUGUUGUGUAUGGGCUAUUGUUGCUUGGUCACACUUGUUUCAUUUCAUGCUCUAAAUUGAGUGAACAAGUUAGUACAUGACGGGACACACACGUGUCCUUGCUAGACAGUGGUAGACAGUGGUGGGAAGAUAUAUUACUAGGUCGAAGGGGAAGAAUGUGGUGGCCAGCUUUAGCCCUUCUGUCCACACGGUAUCUCUUAAUAUAAUAUAAAAACAUGGGCAUGGCUGGUCAUCACAUUACAGUGGUCUUGCUUUAGUGUUGUCACCAUCGGACAGGUUCACAGGAGGCCGUAUCACCCUGAAAUGAAACGGUAGCAGUGUUUUUGACAGAAGUUUUCUUUGCUAAAUUUAAUGAUUACAGGGAAGGAUGUAAAUGUCAGCCGAUGAACGCUUCGAUAUCAGGUGAGAGCAGAAAAAAAAAAAAAAAAGAGAGACGUUUAGAACUGUGUCUGCAAUUAGUAUCUUAGGUUUAAUCAGUUCAGGAAGUGGUUUUUCUUCAGUAUUCAGAAGUUUUUCUUAAAGAUUAAAAGCACAAAGGAUAUCGAGAACAAAUCAAACUGCACACUGAGAAUAGGUGUAGCUCAGCACUUGGUGGAGUUGUGACUCGUCAGCUUGAGGAAAGUCGUGACAGCUACUCCACUGCUACUUUCUGUGUCCUGAUCCUCCCUAGUUCUGACAAACCAUUCGAGCAGAGAGAGAGAGAUGGAGGAAAGAAAGCAGGUGAAGAUGGAGAGCAGCAAAGAGAGUUUUUGUUUGAGGUAACAGCCAAACAACACCUCUGUUUCCUGAUCCACCGCUCACUGUAGGAACAUAUGUUGAUAAAGCGCUGAAUGGACACAACAGAUGCUUCUGCACACCAAACACCUCUUCACCAUCACGACUCCACCUCUUCCUCCAUCCCUCUCUCCGCCUCUCUGUUGCCAUUUGAAGCAAUAACAGCAGAAACCUUUUAGACGGAAAAAAAAAGCCCAAACAUGAGAGAACUCAGCAUGAAAAAGUGGCCUUGUUAUCAGAAUAAUAUCAGAGUCCCUGUACAGUUUCUGUUCUGUUUGUUCUUCAGUUUUUGUUUUUUUUUAGGAUGUCAGCUAUGAUGAUUCCAUUUCGUUGUUUUGGUUUUGUUUUGUUGAGUUUGGUUUGCUUGCUGCCCCCAGUUAGCGAUCUGACACACACAAAUACACAAAUACACACACACACGCAGUGCAUGAGACAAUAACGAUACACACACAGUCACGCACAGACUCAUGUAAAUACACACACACACACACACACACACACGGUUGGAGGCAUAGCAGCUGUUUAAAGGACAUAGACUCAUAGACUAAUGUCUCAGUUCUUAGUGUCAUCAUUAAGCUGGUUUCAACAUUUGGGUUGAAAUGAUUGCAAUGUACAUUAUUAUCAUCAUUAUUGUUGUUAAUGAUUAUUAUUCUAUUUAAAAAGAAACAAACAAAAAUGUGUUCUGUCGAUGGACCUGUUACACACUCACAUCGAUGCACGAUGUGGAAACACUGUGAUUAUUGUUGUUUAUUAUUAGCAAAUGUUGUUGGACGACAUUAGUUUUAGGGUGAAAUGUCACAAAUAAAAACAAAAAAACAAACAAAAAAAAAAACGAGCAUACAGAGAACGGUUUGGGGUCCUUUCACUUUCAAUUCACUGCUUUCUGCAAAUGGAUUCUCAUCGAAAUGUGAAAAUUGAAAACCCCUCUUUUCAGUAAACGUCCUUGCGUCCAUUUACUAAGGACAUACUUCAAAACAAAUGCCUUACCAACAACUAAUCAACUGCAGUUCCAGUUCAUCUUUAUAACUGAUUGAAUUGAAAGUUGAAACUGACCUCCAGGCCCGAUUUAUAAAGAAAAACCAGAGUGAACGGCAGGAUAGUUGAUAUUUAGAUAAUAAAGUAAUGCUAGCUAUUUUUUUUCUUAAUACAGUACUUAUAUAUCAGACACUUUAAAUAGCCCUCCUCUUCCCUUUCUCCCCUGGUUUUGUUAGAUGAAUGUGAAUGUAUAAACCAAUGGUGUCCAUUUUAAUGUACUUGAAAAAAAAAAAGUCUGUCUUUUAUUUUCUCUUUUGUUUCCCCUGACCCCCCCUUCCCCUGAUCCUCCGGUGACUACUGGAGGUAUUUACUAGUGCCUUGCAUCCUUCUUGUUGCUUCUUUGUCGGGGGGUCAAGGAUUUGGGUUAAAGUAAGCACAGUGUGUGUGAACAGUUCUGGGGUGUCACUUUGAAGUCAGCGGUGAUGGUUGGACCUGGUUAGUGGAGCUGGGGUGCAGUAGUAAUGGCUGCUGGUGUUAGCUGUGUGCUCUGCAGCUGGUUUGUGGUUAAUUCUCUUUGAGUGGAAUUUCUUCAAAAUGCAAAAAUGUGAACUGUUUUUUUUUUUCCAUCGUGUUGGAAAAAAAAAAAAAAAUUAACCAUCAAACUACGUAAUGCUUUGAAUUGAUAGAAAGAUAAAAUGACUCUGUCUCUGCUGCCGUGUAAACUAAUGAGACUGAACAGUGAAGACUGGAGGAGGCCACCAUUUGACGUCAGUGUUGUUUCUUUGAAGUGAGGCCCGUUGCUGUGCUUUAGCUACACAUGAUGCCCGGUCACACCACCAACAGGAUGAAAGUCAGAAAGAACAUGAUACCUUAUCAGUGCCAUUUUUUUUUCAGGGUUUUAAAUGUAGAUUUGAGGGAGGGGGGUGGGGGGUUGUUGAAGAUUGUAUUUGAAGCUUGUACCACUCUGUACUUUAGAGGCACUGGCCCAGGUGCAGCAUACAGUCAGGAGAGGAUGCAUAGAUAUACUUUCAUUUUAAUGUUGACGUAUCUCUAGUCAAUUUUUUUAAACUUCUAUGUGAAAUCAAAGGACCUAAGGUUGAAAUACUCAUUUCAGCUUACUGUUUCAAAAUCUUUGACUCUUGAGUCAGUGGCUAAGAUGUGACAGAGGUAAUGAUGUUUUACUCUGCUGUCAGUUGAAGUGGGUUUAACCAGAAUAGCAGUGCUGCUCUGUGAGCGCCUGAUGCUAAUCUCUGUGGCCUCUGGGUUAAAACUCUGGUUUUGUGCACAGUUUUAUUUUAUUUUUUUUAAUGAAUGGUUAUUACAGACAUUUUUCGCAGACAAACCGAUCACCCUGUUCUGUUUCGCAGAUUAUACUGACAUUUACUGUAAACUUUACAUAGCAUUACAGAACAUAGUAACUGACCAAAUCUGCUUCAUCAGGGCUGUGUGGUUUGAUCAGACUCUGAUUCAGAUGUUGCAGAAGUGAUGCACAAAACUUUGUUUCUGCCCACUUCAAAACCAGUGAGAGGAGUCACAGAAAAAAAAGGAAAUCUGACGUGAAAUAACCAAAACUGUUCAAACUCUGGCACAAAAUAGUGUUUUCAUAUAGGAAGCUAUCACUUUUAGUAAGAAGCUGACUGAGAAAAUAAGUUUCCAGAGCCUGUUAAAUGUCAAGAGUUUAGAGUAACACAUAUUAUCAUGCAAUUUCUGUCCCACUGAGAAAGAUGUGAGAUAUCUUACCUUUUAUAAUCAAAAAGCAUUUAUGAGGCCAGUAGCACUGUUCUGUCCUUUUAACAGAUUUGAAUAGGAAUGCCUCCUCAUCUGAGAAUUGCUGCUACUGGGCAAGAAAAAGCAAAAGGUAUGAAUGUUGUCUCAUCCACUCCUAUUCCCACUCUAUGUUUCUGCAGCUGCACCAUUGAGGGUUAAACAAGCCAAAAAAUGUAAGCACUAAAAAUGGUGGUGGUGAUAACAACAGUGGUGGUUAAAUUGACUGUGAGCACAGUGGUGGUUAUGCUGAUUGUACUGGUUUAUGGGGAUGGUGGUUAAAAUGAUAGAAGUGAUGGUGAUAGUUGAGUUAUGGAGGUUUUAGGUUCAAGGCCUUUGACACCCUGUUCUGUUUUUUUUUCUGUUUCAUUUGUCAGUGCAGAUGAAACAUCUGGUACAAACUUUGACAUUCACUUUAAAAAAAAACAACAACAAAAAACUAGCAUCUUGCUUUUUUUUUCCACGCUGGGAAUGGGUGUUCUGGAUUCACUGAGAAAUAUUACGAAACGGUCACUUUGUAAAGUUUGUACAAAAAAAAAAUAUUGCUUUUGCCUGUUUUUGUGAUAUUUUCCAUUUCUCAUGAAUAAUAAUGCAACAUUUUUACUACUAGGCAAGUUUGGUUGAAGCUGUGAAUAAUCAUUGAGCCACUUUGCUUUAGUUCUGGUUAUGAGCAUUCUGUCGAAUCUUUAAUGAUGCCACCAACUCAGUGCCAUUUGACUCGUCAGAGGAGUGGAACCGUCAGAGGUGAAGAAUAAAAAAAUAAAAAAUAAAAAAUAGAAAAGAGGAUUGAGUGUAGUUACCUGCUGUCACUCCCGGGAGCUGUUUUGGUUGCCAGUUAAACAUCCUGGAUUUUCAGCUCCAGCCUCAAAUGAUUUCCACAGUAGAAGUUUGAUAAUAUUUUGCCGUGUCUCUGCCACAUAAUUACUAUGAAAGGAAAUGCCUUCUGUGCAAUGGCUGCAAUGCAAUAUUAUUUAAAGUUAGCUCUGAGGUUACAGCUGGCUUUGACAGUUACGCCCCUGCUGGUUGACUUUUAUUUUUAAAGCUUCUAGAGUUCAGUGGGUGCAAAAGUGUUUUUUUGGGGGGGGUGGGGAGUUUUAGUGGAGGACUCUUACUGUGAAAGGCUUUGGGAGUUCUCUAGUGCGGGCACUCUUAUUGUGAAGUUUCCUGAGUUUAAAGCUGGGGAAAAUUAUUCUGGUAACACACGUACAGUGUAGCAAUAGUUGUUUUAAGUCACUCGCAUUAGGAUCAGAUUUAGUUUCUGUUGGUGUUUUACAGUUUUUGCCUGUUCAGGACUCGCUUACCCUUUAUGCUUUUUACUGUAGAAGUGCCCACAUGUAAAAAAAAAAAAAAAGAAAAAAGAAAAAAAUGCCUUUU